Microstroma glucosiphilum is the source of this 3371-nucleotide messenger RNA. RefSeq lists its product as hypothetical. Gene Ontology annotation, molecular function: 5'-3' DNA exonuclease activity; damaged DNA binding. The transcript is spliced from 4 exons. Gene Ontology annotation, biological process: protection from non-homologous end joining at telomere; interstrand cross-link repair; double-strand break repair via nonhomologous end joining. Lineage: Eukaryota; Fungi; Basidiomycota; Exobasidiomycetes; Microstromatales; Microstromataceae. The record is from RefSeq and is a predicted model, not a curated record. The coding region runs from base 62 to 3304 and encodes 1080 amino acids.
CCAAGUCCUUGCCCGUACCGAAGGAGUUCAGGAGUCGAAGAGCUUCGCAGCAUGAGGGGUAAUGUCUCGCAAAGGCCAUUCGUUUCUCCACGAGUAUCCGCGGAUCCGUGUGGACCGCUUCACAGAGUCAAGAGAGCGCAUACCAGCCUAUCUCAAGAGACCGCAAGCUCGCAGACGAGAAUACGACAGCAACGGUGAAGCGCAGUAUGCUGACGCCCCAUGGCAGGAUCUUGAGCUGGCUGGGACAGAUGACUGCUUCCCGCACCCGACGAUACAGCUGCUGACCCACAUACACGUUGACCAUCUCGAAGGUCUCAACUCACCUCUGUACAACGCAGCGCCCAUCUACUGCUCAUAUCAGACAAAGGAGAUGCUUCUACGUCUGGAGCCUGGCCCUUCUCGCACCGCAGGCGAAGCCGGAGUAGCAAUGGGCUCCCAUGGCCGCAAGAGACCGUACGAGUGGUUGAAGCUCACACAGCAAGAGGCUUCGAUACGGAGGCGCGAGACUGGAAGCAGUGUUGCUCCGAGGGACAUUCUUCACCCGCUUCCCCUCAAUACACCGACAAGUGUCCAGUACUUGCCGGGAGUCAAGGUCAAACUGACUCUACUCGAUGCCAAUCAUAUGCCAGGCGCGGUCAUGUUCCUGGUCGAAGGCCACAGAGGAGCAGUGCUUCAUACAGGCGACUGUAGAGCUGAGAAGUGGUGGCUCGAGGGUCUGGUGCGUAACCCAGCAAUGCAGCGCUAUACCUCGUGGGAGGAGGCCAAGGCUAUUGCUUCAAAGGAAGAGAUGGAGAACUCCCCCAUGUUACGCUCGCAAGCUGAGCAGAUCGAGGCCACACAGGUGGUGCUGACGCAGGCUGUCCCGCAAGCCAGCAUAGACACUCAUGACAGCAGAACACAAGCUUCGGAAUCGCCAGAAGCCCUCCGCACAAGAGAGCGCGAGAGGCCUACUUCGCGUGACCUGCGACUGAAGAACAUCUACAUCGACGACGAGGGCAUCGCAUCUCCAGAAUGGCCAAUGGCGAAAAAAGACGCUGUACUCGAUCUGAUUAGUCUGAUGGAGCGGUAUCCCUCUGACACCAACUUCUUCAUCGACCUCUUUACCUGGGGCUACGAGGAAAUCUACCUUGCAAUCGGCAAGACCUUCUCAGAUCGCGGCUCCGGACCGCGUGUACACGUCGAUCCCUACAAGAAGAAGAUGUACGCUGCUGCAGACGAUCCUGUACUCUCUUUCCUGACGACCAAGACGACCACGCGAUUCCAUGCUUGUGAACGAAAGGGAGACUGCGAGUUUCUCUCCCCCGACGAGCGUUUGGCUGGUGAGCGGGACGCCUUCGAGAGCCUGUCACAACAUUGGACUGGUCCAGCCCCUAUGCCACCUGCAGCAGAGGAGCUGGCAGUGACGCCUAGCCCAAGGCAGCCUCAGGGUCCUCUGACCGUCUACAUCAAGCCAAUAUCGUCUUCCAAGAAGGCCUGGAAGGUCCUGAGCGACAAACUUCAUGACGAGAUUGGGAGAGCAAACGAAGGCAAGAGCCCGUACCCGCUAUGGCUUGCCUGCCCAAUCGAUCGUCACUCAACCCUUCCAGAGUUGCAGAGACUUGUGAGAGCCUUUCGUCCUGCUACAGUCACUCCAACGACGUCACAUCCCGACCACUAUUUCCUCGCUGCAAAGUACCUCGGUCCCGCUCUGGGCCCGCGUGGUCAAGACCGCAUCAAUGCCGAGGCGAAGACUGCGAUCGGCGCCAAGCACUGGGCAAAGUACGAGGCUGCCCUCGCAGGGAGCGGUGCUGCUACGGAAGGGGAUACUGUAGCCGAGGAAAUUCGGCGGUUUAGAGAAGCACUCAGGCAGACGCUGGAUCUGAGUCAGUCACCGCGGCACACCUACGAAGAAGCAGAAAAGGAGGGCUAUGAUGCUGAUGUGAGCGUGAUGCCCUCAGCAUACUCUGCCCCUGCGAUUACUUCCCUCUCUCGUCCUCAGCGCCAGCCUGAUAUAGCCCCUCUCGUCUCACAAGCAGUCCUGCGCGUGCGUCAGACCGAAGGCGCUAGCAAGGGCGAGGAGAGCGAUAGUAGCUUUGCUGUAGAGCCGCCCCCUGCGGCCCUCGGCUCAACAACGGAGCUGAGCGAAGACCUCGCAAGGAGAUACUUUAUCGUGCUGCGGAUGUUCAUCGAGCCAGGGCUGCGACUGAAGAAUUUACCAGGAGGAACAGAGGGACCUCAAGCCUGGCGAGCGGUGAGGAAAUUGAGACCAGACUAUGCAAGGAGGACAGAAGAGGUGAUGCACAAGGAGGUGGGAGUGGUCCCUCCGUCUUGGACUCGAAGUCGGAGGUCUUCAGCCGCACCAAGUCCAAGACCUGCCUUUGCCGAGCCAGAGGGCGUGGUACCAGCUUUAGAUACUGGACCGCGGUCCGAUCUGCAUGGCAACGUCGAUCUGUCUCAGCAAGAACAGCAAGAGCUCGUCGCAGAUGGCGUGGAAAGUGUACGUGAUGUUGAGGUACUUCCUCAGGAAGAUGGCGCCCAGCCUUCUACUGCCAAUGCACCAUUUGCAGCCCCGAUACCUAUGGAUUUGGACGAGCCUCUCGGCACCCCUCCAGAGGCGGUCCAAGAUUGGCUCUCUCCUCUGAUGGUCAAGCUCGGCUCAGCACCUCUAGAUCUCAAGGCACUUUCUACAUCCGAGCUGUGCUCCACUCUCGAUCUGCACGCCAUGGUAUACAACUCAAUUCUGCAAGACUCCCUGGCAAAAUCGAACAGCCUCUCCCUCCUCUCUCAUUACUCGACUGGACUGGCAUACACGCUGACAAGAGCUUUUGGCAUUUGGUCCAUCGUGCUGCGUCCCUCAAGGAACGCUGUGAAGCGGACGUGGAAGGAGCUGGUGGCUUUUGCGAGGUGCACUGAGCUGGGUGGACGGGUUGCGGCGCUUCUCUUCACGAGGGAGGCGAGGGACGUCAUUGAUGAUGGAGUAAGAGCCAGGCUCCUCACGACCGUCUCCUCUACCUAUGAACUCACUCGAGGCAUAGAGCGCGAGAGCGUGCAGCGCGGGCUCACAAGCUUCGUCAUCGCCCCGAGGGCAGGCAAAGACGCUGAAGUCCUCGAAGCAGAGGGACUGAGGUGGAUCACAAGAGUCGCGGCGACGCUGCGUUUUGCAAUGGACGAGAAUGACACUACUGCUCUGCCUGUAGAUCUCGAUGCAGCCUCAGAGAAGGGAGAGAAUGGGCACUCAGAAGCAGUCGUGCCAGCGCGGCCUUACAUUCCCCCGAGGCCGCUCAAGAGUAUACCCGACCCGGCAAGGAAACGACUGGAGCUUUGACGUGCGGACGAUGGCAGGCAGACGAACAAAUGUUUCCAUGCUCAUUGUAAAUUCUUUUUUCAGACUU